Molecule: messenger RNA, 1653 nt
Organism: Rhizoctonia solani
Lineage: Eukaryota; Fungi; Basidiomycota; Agaricomycetes; Cantharellales; Ceratobasidiaceae
Exons: 8
Coding region: 1-1653 (550 amino acids)
Source: RefSeq, a predicted model, not a curated record
AUGCCACGAGCAGCCGCUGCUGCGCAAGCUGGAGGAACGAAGAAGACCAGCCAGUCGAAACCAACUGACAAACCCGCGCCAAAACAAAAGCGAGCCACGAAAUCCACUCAGAAAGCUCCAAAGGAAACGAAGGAGGUCUACUCCACUUACUUGGAACUCAUGGAAAUGCCACCCGAAGUCUUCAAUGAGCGCCGCGAACACAUCGAGGCUCGUUUACUGAAGGCGGGAUGGACUAAGCAGCAUAUUAAGCCUUCUCCGAAUAACUAUGACGAGUGGAAUCGAUUGCUACUACAGCCCAAACCAAUCACGGACCAGAUCUGGGAGGACUUGUACCCCGAAUUCUUACCACUCCUCGAAUCAAACAAGGACUACAACUACCGCAUCGAUAACAAAGGCCAGCGAUAUGAUCGUAUAAAUAAAUUACAACCCCUAGUGUCAAAGGUUAGAAUCGCGCUACCGCCAUUGGUGCAUCUCAUCCGCAAGGAUUCCUCAAACAACAACCCGGCCGCUCAAUCUACCAGGCCUCGUGAUAUUUUUCCAACAGACCAGAACUCUGACAUCAAAGUCGAACAACCAUUCCCCUCGACAAGCGAACUCCUCACGUGGCCCAUGAUCAAGGACAUAGUGGAUGGUGACGUACCACUGGAAGAAGUCGAGACAAGGUUCAACAAUAUCAGGGACGAAUUUGAUCGAGCAGUCGUAGAGUGGCGCGAUAACAUUGAGCGCGAUCUUGUCACAAUUUGGAACACUGGCCGAGAGGAUGAGGAUGAUACUGAGACGUCUACGAGUAAAGAGAAAGAGAAAGGAAAGAGCGACGCGCGGAUGGCAAGGCCAAACACCCGGAACGCUAGAGUCAGCACCGGUACAUCUGGUAGUACUUCAAGUUCCAACUCUACCCAGCUGGUGCUCCCCGAAUUCAUAGCCACUUAUACCAUGCCCGACGGUACCACCACCACAAAUAUAUCAGACCUUUCUUCGAAUCUUCAGCUGCUCCUUCGUGCCGAUACCAUGUUUACAAACGACGGCUUUAUCCUUCGUCACACUUAUCCGGCUAUUAUUCCCCGAGCGGUGCAACUUGCCAGAGUUAUUGGAGGACCCGAAGAGCUGAACUAUGGCAGUCGAUGGAAUUCGACUAAACUGAGGCGGGAUGACGAGUCGUCGGCCAUUGCAAAGGAGCUACUAUCACGAGUUGGACGGUCGGGUGCAACUUCAAUUGAGAUGGAAGCAUUGGGCGGAAACUUUAGGUGUAUGAGGUGCAAUCGGACUCUGACCGAUACCUGGGAAAACCUGGUUAUGCACUUUGGUAAAGAGCAAACUCAGUACAGACAGGGACAAGAAAAGAUUCAAGCUGACCCCGGGCGUGGGUUUAUCUACAACAACACGCAUGGGCUGGGGCCUGAAGAUACUAGACCAUUCGCGGAGUUUAUGACACCACAUGAGGCGGCAGACUAUGCCUUCGAAGCCUCAAUGCAGCCCUCGCCGAUGAUGAGAUGCAUGAAAUGUGAGGAGAUGGGCAUUGAUUCCCGUUACUUCAAUACCACUAUACCUGGGUACGAAAACCCAAUUAUUGAGCAUUUACGCGAUGUGCAUGGUGUACCAAAAACGAAAGUUCGGGCAGGCGUACAUUAUCGGGCGUGGGCCGGCGGAUUUUAA